AUGACUUCUCCACAGGAGGAAGGUGCACACUCACCCAGACUGGAGGCAGUGAUUCAGAAGCUGGAGGAGUCCCUCCUUCAGUCUGAUAGCAGCUCAGGAGAGAGAAGUCUGACACUUCGAGAGGAGGGACAAGAAUCCAGGGCCACACCUGUACCUGUCUCCUCUCGCAUCCGUCAGAUCAUCACCCGCAAUCUGGCCGAGGAUCCAGCAGGCGAGAGUUCAGAGUUCAGUGCGCUGGAGGAGAGCAGGGAUCUAAGGGGGCGACUGUCUCCCAGCCAGAUGGACCAGGACCAGCUGGUAGUCAAACAGUCUGGUCUCACAGAGAGGGUAGGCCUCGAUCAGAUACUGAUGUUGCAGCCAGCGGUGGACUCAGACCAGCACAGUGUAUCAACAAAAGCCAUGCAACCACAGAACAAGGAGAGAGCCUAUAGGCAAAAACUGCUGGCCUAUCAGGAAGCCCAACAGAGACAAGUCCAACUUGUUCAGAAGCUGCAGACCAAGGUGAUUCAGUAUAAGAAGAGAUGUGGGGAACUUGAAGAGCAAGUUCUGGAGAAGACUUCGGAAACUGAAAAGAUGAGAUUGUUGCUGCAGGGCCACCUAGACAAAGUCGAGUACCUGCAGCGGGUUGAGCAGGAUCUCAACGUAGCUAUCCAGAAUAAGUCAGCUCAGCUGGAAGAGGAACACAAAAGGAGUGCCAGCCUCAGCCAAGUGAAUUCCAUGCUGCGGGAACAGCUGGACCAGGUGGGCACUGUCAACAAGGGGCUAACCGAGAGCUUAUGGAAGGCCCGUGAAGAUGCCGAGUCGUGUGAUACUCGUUUGCGGAGAGAGCAAGAGACGUGCGCCUCCCGGUUGAGUCGGGAACAGGCUCAUGUCAGAGCGCUGUGGCGCCAGGCCGCCUCCCUGCGGAGCAGUUUCACCCAGCUAAGGACUUUCACUGACAGAACUCUAUCUGAUAUGCGUACCGAGUGUGUCGCAGCUAGCCGGCAGCUGCACGCUGCCUGUAUGAAUUUAGAGGCCAGAGUAACACAAGGAAGCCCCUGUGGUGGUGUGGAGAUGUCCGCUCUGGAGAGGCAGCUGAAGGACAAGCUGAAAGAGGCUAUGCAGCUUCAGGCUCAGUGCGAUGCAGAGAAAGUCAAACUCAAUUCCAGAAUCCUGGAACUGACCGACACAAUGAAGCACCUCCAAAGCCAGAACAGUGAGAAAGAUGCCAGCCUCAACACCAUGCAGAUCAGUCUGGACAGGAUGGAGACAAGGCGAACCGAGGAUAAAGCAGAGAUGGAAAUACUCCGCACAGAAAUCCAAGCCCUCCAAAAGAUUUUACAUCAUGUUCACCAGUUAGUGAGCAGUGAGGGGGACGGCUGUGGCCCUGAGAGUGUGUCAUCCUCGCCUCUUCAUGGCCGUUCUCCUCUUAGGAACGCUACUGUGAUAUCAGUACAGAAUGCUCUCUCCAAACACCAGAAACAAACACAGGAGCUAUGUGCACGUUUGGGGGCUGCUCUGGAGCAAGUGGAUACACUGCGCAAACACCAGCAGGAGAGGGACGCUGAGAGGAGAGAGUUGGAGCAGAAGAUUCAGGAUGUGAGGCGGGAAAGUCAGGAGGCUAAAAAAGCUCUGGAGGAAAGCCUCAGGGACAGCAACAGAUAUCGCCGCUCACUGGAGCUCAUCUCCAGUGAAAAAAGCAGCCUGGAGAAGCUGCUGUCAGGGCUUCAGCAUGAAGUGGACUCCCAGCGUGCUGAGAUGGAGGUACUACGGAGCUCCUCGCUAGAACUUCAGAGACAGAGGGAUCUCCUGAGGCAGCAAAGGGAGGAUCUAGAGAUGCAGCUGGCACGCCAGCACACAGAGGCCCAAAGAGGUGAGAGGAGUUUGCAGGAGCUCGAAGGGAAGCACUCGGAUCUGCGCAGGGAGCUUGUGAUGGUGAAGGAGGCUCUGAGCCAAAUCACCCUGCAGAAGGAGGUGUUGGAGGAUGACAAGGCCAGCCUCACUCUGGCUCUCUCCAAGAUUGAGUCUCAGAGUGCUGCGCAGGAACUGGCCUUCAACAAACUCCAGAAUCAGGAGGCUGCACUGAAAGAUUCUCUCGACAAAAUGGCCGCCCUUAGUGAAGGCUUAGCAAAAGACAAGGUGGAGCUCAGUCGUAUUCUGCUGCAGACAGAAGGAGAGAAGACGGAGCUCUGUGAACGUAGACGGGAAGCCGAGGCGGAGCGGGCAGCAGCCAGAGAGGAUGCAGCGCGGGCACAAAAGGAGAUGAUGGAUCUGCUCGCCGAGAAGCAAGCCCUGGAGAGCUCCCACAGCCACUUGCAGGAUCUCUGCCAGAAGCUAGAAGCAGAGCUGAGUCUCCUGCAGAAGGAGAAAGCUCAGGCCCUGGAGAAGCGCUCGCAGGUCAAAAGGCAGUUGCAAUCUGUGACAGAGGAGCUGUGUGCGUGCAAGAAGGAGCUUGAGACACAGACCGCAGCCAUAAAGAGAGCUACCCAUGACAGGGAGGAGUUGGCCAAGGACAAGGCAGCUCUGGAUGUCAAGCUAAAUUCCGCUGACCGAAAGGCCUGUGGUUUCACGCAGGAGCUGGUUGCAUUGAGAGCAGAGAAGGAGUCCCUGGAGACUGCCCUGUUCGAGAGCCAGGAGCUUGCCUUGUCUCUGGAGGCCGAGCGAACCAGGUUGGAGGGGGAGAGGCGCGGCUUGCUUUCAGCUAACGAGGCCUUGACGCGUGAAGCUGCUCAGAUGCGAGCAGGUGCUGAACGGCAAUGUGCACAAGCAAAAGAAGAAAGAAGUAAGUUGGAGGAAAAGCUGGCUCAAGUUGAGAGGAGUACCCUGCUGACUUUGACCAGCAAACAGCAAAUUCACAGAGAGCAGCUCGAAGCAGAACGUCAGCAGAAGGAGCAGCAGCGUGCGGAGCUGAUGCUUCAGCGGGAGCAGGCCGAGGAGCAGCUGCGCAGACAGUGUGAGGAGCUGCGUGCGCACAGCCAGAAGGAGCUGCAGCAGGUGCGAGAGGAGCUGGCCAGGCUGAAGCAGGAAUUCAGCCAAAGUCUCCUGCAGGCUGAGAAUGAAAAGCAGCAGGCUUUGUCUCAGAUGGAGGUGGAGAAGGCUGUCCUCACAGAGAAGCUAGCAUCCCUGCGAGAGGACCUGGCCACAGCGGAAAUGGACAUGGAACGCCUGCAGAGGGAAUCACUUCGCAAACAGGAGCAGGACAAGAACCAAAUGGCUGUCCUGCGGUCUGAGCUGCGAGAACUGCAGCUGCAUUUUGAAGAGUCUUUGAACUCGCAUGAGAGUGCCAAAAAGAGUCUCACUGAGCAGGUCAGAGAGUUGAACCAGCAGAGAGAGCAUGCGCAACAGGAGUUGGAGGGCCUCCGUCAACAGCUGCAGGAGGGAGAGGAUGGACAUUUUAAAGGGCAAAGGGAGUUGAUUGAGGCUCACAGAGAGCUUCAGGGCUGUGCACAGGAGCGAGACAAGUUACGCAAAGAUGCUGUGGACCUGAGAAGGCUCUUGGGUAAUGAGACCCGAGAGAAAGAAGCCAUCCAAGCCUCAAACCAGGAGCUGAGAGCUCUCGUCAAGCGAGCCGAGAGUGAUAACAGCAGUUUGAGACGAGCUGUGGAGGAGAAUGAGCAGAAAGUGGCCGUCCUAGAGGAGCAGAGGAGCUCAAUGCAACAAGAGGCAAUGGCUCUUCGGUGCGGCAUGAGCGAGCUGGAGAAGUCUCGUCUGCAAGCGCGCAGAGAGCUGCAGGAACUGCGCAGACAGGUAAAGGUCCUCGAAGGAGAGAACAUCCGGCAGAAACAGGAACUGCGAGAGCUGCAGGCCAGGGUAUGUGAGGAGGAGCAGAAGGAGGAGGAGGCACGUCGUGAGGCUUUCACUCUCAAGCAGAGAGUGCUGGAGUGUGAGGCUGGCAGGGAAGCGGUGCUAAACGAGGUAGAAGGUUUACAGCGUCGUGUGAUGGAGCUGGAGUCCGCGGAGCAUCAGAACCGAGAGCUGCUGCAGGAAAAAGAAACUUUUCAGCGGCAGAGUGACCAGAGGCACAGAGAAACCACCACCCAGCUGGAGGCAGCACUGGAAGAUGCCAGGGCGCAAAUCAAAGAACUCUCCAUGCAGGUUGGUGUUGCUAAAAACAAGGCCCAGAGCGUGGAGGAGCAGCUGGAAGUGAGCGAUGCCAAAUGCAGGGACCUGGAGCUCAAGCUGGCGGGGCUGUAUGCAGCUCUGCGCCGCACUGUUGGCAUCAACCACAUGAGGCUUUCAGACAAACCAGGGUCACGAAGACGGUUUCCUUCCCCUUGGAGAAGCCACUUCUAUUCAAAAGACAAAGAGCUAGACUUGGAAUCAGUCAAUACAGCCCUGCGGGAAUUCCAGCAGGAACUCACAGAUGCUCAAAGAGACAGGGAUGAAGCCAAGGCUCAGGUAGUCAGUCUAACUCAGCAUGUGACUGAACUUAAAGACAGUCAGGAUAAAUCAUCCUCCCAACUACUACAACUACAAAAGUCUCUGAAGCAAUUAGAGGAGGGAAAACGAGACGUGGAAGAACGAUUGAACCAGGCACACACUUCGCUUUCCCUGCAGGAAGAAGCAGCACAUCGCGCAGAAAGAGAGAAGAAAAGCCUUGAAGAGGAGCUAGCUCAACUCAGGGCUAGUCUGCAAGCUGCUCAGGCUGAAUCCAGAGCACUUCAUGACAAGUUGGAGGUUGUUCAACAGUUAGAAACUUGUUCAAAUUCAGAACAGCGGAAACUGAAGGAGUCUCUGGAGGCAGCAGAAGGCAGGGUGAGAAGUCUGGAGCUUUCUCAACGUGCUCUCGAAGGCGAGCUGCAGAGGGCCCAGCUGAGAGUGGCAGAGCUGGAUGCUGAGGCAGGAGCAUUACAGGAGAGGCUGACGGACAUGAGGAGAAAACUGGGUGAGAGUGAAGACCGGUGCGCGGCGCUGAGGUUUAGUGAGGAGAGACUGGCCACGUCAUUGGCUCAAGCUGAACAGCAUGAGAGUCAGCUGAGAGAGCAGAUUCACAAACUGUCAAACACCCUCAGUGACAGCAGGAGCAACACGGGAGCCCUGCAGGAGCAGAUAACGCAGCUGCAGAGGGCUCUGACUGCCAGCGAGCAGGACCGAAGGCUGCUGCAGGAACGUCUGGAUAAAACACGUGACGCCAUUUCAGAAAGUAAGAGGCUGAACCACACGCUCACAGAGCAGAACCAGAACCUUCAAAGAGUCCAAGAAAACUCAAACUUUAACAUUUCUGAGCUAGAGAAACAUAACAGAACACUAAAGGAGAGCCUGAAGCAACAGCAGGAGGCUGAGCUUCAAACCUCCCAGGAGCUGCACAGAGAGAAGAAAGAACUCCAAGAAAAGGUCGCCAAUCUCCAGAGCUUCUUGCAAAAGCUCCAGAGUGAGAGAGCUGAGAUCGAGAAGGUGGUGACACGCUUUGGUAAAGACAAAUCUGCACUUAGAAAGGCACUGGAGAAGGUGGAGAUGGAGAGGUUGAGGAAGGAGGAGGAGGCAGCGUCUGUCGCCAGAGCACGAGAGGAGCUGGAGCAGAGGGUGAGCAGCCUGGAGCAGCAGCUGGCUGGAAAACAGAAUGAGGUGCAGACUUUGCAGGCUCACAUCUCCCAGUCAGAGCAUGCUCACGCACACCGCCUCCUGGAGGUGACAGCACGCCACCACCAGGAGUUGGAUAUGGAGACGGAGCGUCUGAGAGACAAUCAGCUUCAGGCAGAGCAGGCUUUGGAGAGCAGGGAGAAGGCACAUCGACAGAGGGUGAGAGGCCUCGAAGAACAGGUGCUGGCGCUCAAAGAGCAGCUCGAUCAGGAGACGAGAAGACGACAGGCCUAUUUCAAUCAGAUGCUUCAGCCCAGCAUGUAGUGAGUGAGAGCGUGCUCCUCUGCCUCCGUUGGCUGCUUCCCAACAGCGUUACGUUUCAACCUACAUCUCCAUACAGAGAAACCCACUCCUGCAUUCGCUCACACCCCGCACAUGUGCACACAGGAUUACAUUAAUCCAAAGGAAAACUCAACAACAACAAACAAAGAGCGUUUUGUUUUUAAGUGAACUGGAUGUGCCAAAUUGUUUUAAGGAUUUCCUCUGACUCACCGCAGUUGGCGUUUCUAAGUCUGUUCAUGCUGUGUCAUUUUUUUAAGGUUUUCUUGGUUCAUACUUUCUUCUUUUCCCUAGAUUUUUUUAUUUUUGAAAACUCAUUUGUCAUAUUGAUCAUGUGAAUCCCAGUAAGAAUAUAUAUGAGUGCAGAUCCAAAUAUUUAGAAUAGUCAUUUGCAGAUUUUAAAUGAUUUUUUCUUAGGAUGUCAAAAAGACUAAACAAAUGAAUGUUAUCAUGUGUGGUUUUUGACUUAAUCAGUAU
This is a messenger RNA of Pelmatolapia mariae (spotted tilapia), 6315 nucleotides long. RefSeq names its product ciliary rootlet coiled-coil, rootletin family member 2 (gene crocc2). The transcript is spliced from 36 exons. NCBI's taxonomy places the organism in Eukaryota, Metazoa, Chordata, Actinopteri, Cichliformes, Cichlidae. The record is from RefSeq and is a predicted model, not a curated record. The coding region runs from base 1 to 5823 and encodes 1940 amino acids.